AUGGCUGCCGACUCUCCCGCAGAGUCCCCAGACAACUCGAGUCGCAGCUCUUCCUCGGAAUCCCCUCGGAAUCAUCUGCGACACGCCUCGGUCGCAUCCACCAACUCCGCCGCCCAUAGUGAAAACCCGAUGACCUCCGCCGGCUUUCCCUCGGAGGAUUGGAUGCGUCCCGAACUAUCCUCCGUCAAGGAAGAGUCGCCUUUCACAAUCGAACCGUCUUAUCCUAUACACAAUGGCUUCUCCAUGGAUCCGGACUUGGAAACAAGCAACAAAGCCAUGGAUGCGGCCUUCGACUUUGAAAGCGCAGCCAGCAGCCCGAGCCCACUGAAGACCGACAAUCCAUCCCACCCCAAUCCCCAGAAUUUCCCCAAGUCCCAAAUAUGGAGCCCGUCCAGUACCUCGACCGUACCAGCCACUACCGAGGGAUCGGCAGCAGCAGCUUCGGUUCCCCAAACCGGAUCGCCGUUCUUUGCUUUUGGUGUAAAGGAGGAAUCCCCAUUUUCGGGACAGUUUUCAAAUGGCAUUGGACGAUUGGCUGCUCCCCAUUGGACGGGGCAUUCUCCGUCGUCCCUUUUGGAAGAAAGCUUUGGCGGGAUCAAUAUGAACGGGCAAUCUCCCCUGAAUCAUUCUAUGUCGCCCAACAUGAAUUUUGGCUCGCCUUCGUCGUUUCCCUUCCCGGGCAAUUUCGCCUCGUCGCCAGCGCCGCAUCAAGUGGAUUCAAUUAAUUCAGCUCAACCCAUUCUCACAGUCCACCCAACCUCCCUCAAAUCGCGUGUCGAAACCCAGAUCCCAAUCCGAUUAACGCUCUCUCCGCUGCCGGCCGGCGUGAAGAAGCUGCGCCUCCCCUCGCAUACUAUCUCGAAACUCAAAUUCCUUGCUCCCGCUGAAACCGAACCGACCCCCGACACUCUGAAAUUAUUCACAAGCUUGGUAUGCACCAGUGCAAUGCAAGAUCGUGAAAAGUUGGCGCGCGCUUUUGCCCGCACACGAGGCGAGAGAAGUCAGUCGGGUGCGAAUGGAAUCGAAGAAGAGCGACCUUUGGAUGGCGGUGAUGUGAAAAUUUGUACAGGAUGUAUCCAACGGGAACGCAAGCGCGCGUCUCGGAAAAAGCAACGAAAACCCGAGGAAGACCAGCUUUUCCAAAAGGACGAAGAGAAGCGGGUCAUUGUUUUCAACACCAGUGAGAUCAAGGAGUGGACAGAAUCCCCUAAGAGCGCUUCCGAUUAUGGUGAAAUACACCCUACACCACCGGGAUCGAUGCAAGUGGAGCUUCCAAUGCGUAUUGCUUGUUAUUGUCGUCACCAGAAUGAGAAGCUCGGGUUUCAAGUCAUUUUUACGGUCAAGGAUCAUACAGACAAUGUUGUCGCCCAGGCCAUAACGAAUUCAAUUAUGAUCACAGAUGACCAUAAGACUCAAGCCCCUUCCGCUCCUCCGCCGGCAGGUCCAUCGCCGUCUUUACCAGAUGGGACCCAGCUUCCUGGAGUGGGUGUCUUCUCAUCUGGACAUAAUGGCAAGACCAAUGGUUCUUUUGCCUCUCCGCAAUCCCCGACGGAUCUUCAAGGCCUUCAGCAAAGGUUCAAUUCACAAUAUCAACUUACUCCUAGCUCGUUUGCCGCUGCACAGCUUGGGCCAAGUAGUGUGACCUCCAACUCACAGACUCCUCGCAGUCUCUCUCGACAAGCGUCACCUACCGACUUUCCGGGCCCUCAGACUAAGCGACGAAAGCACAGCAGCUCUGGAAGACUCCCCUCGGAGCUGACCAUGACCCGCCUGGAGACCUCACAACCCUCCAACUCUUCAAUGAGUAGUGCCGCCCAACUCGCGGCUGCACGUGGUUUUGCGUCCCCAACUGAGCGACCAUUUGUGACCCCCUCGUCGAUGUCUGGGCAAUAUGGAAAUGGUCCUCCGACCCCGAACCAGAGCAAUGACAAUAAUCCGUUUUUCAACCCCACCCCUGCACAAAGACAGAGCUUGGACAGUUUGGCUCAACAGCCAAUGGCAUCUGCACCGAAUUCUGCCCAGCCCAGUCGGCCUGGAACCCCUGGUGCGUCCGGCCGCAACAACGGAUUUCAAGAUCAGAAUCUUGCUCUCACGCUUGGAGCUAACUCUGCGAAUCAAAUAUGGCCUCCUCUCGCCGCCACACCCAACCGCCUCCCUUCAGUCAUCCACAAACUGGUUCCUGCCGAGGGCUCAAUUACCGGUGGAACUGAAGUCACACUUUUGGGCAGUGGUUUUUAUCCUGGCAUGGAAGUUGUUUUUGGUGAUACUCUUGCAACCACUACGACAUUCUGGGGUGACAAGUGCCUUAACUGUCUGACCCCUCCGGCACUGCAGCCUGGUCUGGUUUCGGUAGUUUUCAAACAUGAGCAUCCUACCUUUGGUCAAGUACAGCAGACUCAACCUCUGAUGCCCAAGCAGCAACUGUUUUUCCGAUAUGUUGAUGAUCGCGAGCUGCAAAUGUAUCGUCUCGCCUUGAAUAUUUUGGGACAGAAGUUGGGCAGCCAGGCGGAUGCUUUUCAGACAGCGCAGCAGAUCAUGGGAAGCGACCCUAAUGCCAUUUUCAAUAUGCAGAAGGAUAUGCAGGGCGGUUCCGGCGGUGGCCACCAACGCCAAGUACCUGGCCAUGAGUCUCAAGGCAAGCUUAGCGAUCUUGACUCCAAGAUGCUGACCUAUCUCGAGUACAUUGACCUGGACGAUAAUCCUCGACCGCCACGCUAUAACUCGCGCAGCACCACUGGCCAGACUCUCUUGCACUUUGCAGCAUCUCUAGGGUUGACCCGUUUUGUAGCAGGACUUUUGGCUCGCGGUGCAAGCCCUGAUGUACAGGACAACACUGGAAAUGCACCAAUGCACCUAGCUGCUCUUCAUGGUCAUGCUCACAUUGUCAACCGACUCCGUUUGGCUGGCGCAAAUGCCAAUGCUCGCAGUAUUCGUGGCUUUACUGCUGCUGACUUGGCAACAACACUUCCCGCACACCAGGCUGCUCUGUUGCCGUCACGUCAUUACCGGUCUCGCAGCGUUGGUUCUCUCGCCUCGCGCCGCAGACACAGUAGCUCUGCCUCUCUGAACUCUCUCUGGGAGGUGUCAUCAGCUUCGGGCUCUCUUGGACAUGCUGUUGAUGAUUCAGAGGACCUGGAUAACAGUGAGGAUGUGGACAGCGAUGACUCUGAUGCCAACCCACUAUUUUUCAGUUCAUCGCGCCGGUCGAGCAUGCACCAAGAUGUUAUUCCUCCAGUCGUUAAUCCCGGAGAACAACCUGCGGCGCCGGAUGCCCGUGGAUUCUCUCCGCCAGCAGCCAUUGUUGCAUGGCGCAACCAACUGGCUGCACAAAUCAACCAAUUCCAGCAGAGUGUGGCCAACGCUUUCCCUAAUAUCCCCGCUCUACCUCCCAUGCCUACUCUGCCCGACUAUCAAGCCAAUCAAAUGAUGCGUCGCAUCACCAAUCUAGUGCCUCACCGGCCCACGGCUCGGGACGGGUGGUGGGACCUAUUGAAGGGUAACACCGCACCGAGCCAGAAUCAACCGCCUUCUUACGAUGAGCUGUACCCCCACCAGCAGGGACUCGAUGAGGACGCGACCGAGAUGAAGAAGACUGCUCUCUUGCAAGCUGCAACCGAGGCAGCUUUGGAUCAACACUUUGAAGCACAAAACAGUGCUGCAUCUGCCUCAACAUCUGCUGCUGCUGCCCCUAUUACUGAGAGCAGCCCCCUCGCAGACAAGGACGACCUUAAAGAUAUUACUAUUGGACGCAAGGUCAUUUCGCGUGAGCAGCAGAAGCAUCUCCGGGAGCACCAGGCCCGGCGAAUGAAGGGUCUGGGCAGCGACCGGAAUCUCUACUUCUUUUGGAUUCCUCUUCUGGUUCUGGUUAUUUGCGCUUGGAGUCGAAACUAUGUGCCUGGUAUCUGGCAAGGCGUCACGGACAGCUUUGACUUUGUGAAGACUCGCUACACACAGCGGGCUGUGGAUUUGGGUAUCUAG
This is a messenger RNA of Penicillium macrosclerotiorum, 3978 nucleotides long. RefSeq names its product putative membrane-tethered transcription factor (SPT23). Bases 1 to 3978 code for a protein of 1325 amino acids. Gene Ontology annotation, molecular function: protein binding. NCBI's taxonomy places the organism in Eukaryota, Fungi, Ascomycota, Eurotiomycetes, Eurotiales, Aspergillaceae. The record is from RefSeq and is a predicted model, not a curated record. The transcript is spliced from 3 exons.